This is a messenger RNA of Capsicum annuum, 836 nucleotides long. RefSeq names its product probable histone H2AXb. NCBI's taxonomy places the organism in Eukaryota, Viridiplantae, Streptophyta, Magnoliopsida, Solanales, Solanaceae. Gene Ontology annotation, cellular component: nucleosome. The transcript has 2 exons. The record is from RefSeq and is a predicted model, not a curated record. The coding region runs from base 103 to 540 and encodes 145 amino acids. Gene Ontology annotation, molecular function: protein heterodimerization activity; structural constituent of chromatin; DNA binding.
GACCAAUCAAAACAAUUCACUCCUCUCUAUAUAAAAAAAGGCCAAAUUCGUUCAUCAACACUGCGGGAAAUCACUCAGUGUUUGAUUAAUUGAAUUCAAAAGAUGAGUAGUGCAACAGGAGCAGUUAAAUUGGGUGGAGGUGGAGGUCGAGGAAAGGCUAAAGGUUUAAAGAAAGCAGUUUCCAGAUCUGUAAAGGCAGGCCUCCAAUUCCCAGUUGGACGUAUAGCUCGCUAUCUGAAAAAGGGUCGUUACGCUCAGCGUCUUGGAUCUGGUUCACCUAUCUAUCUCGCUGCUGUUCUCGAAUAUCUUGCUGCUGAGGUGCUAGAGCUUGCUGGAAAUGCUGCGAGAGAUAACAAGAAGAAUCGGAUUAUUCCAAGGCAUAUACAACUUGCUGUGAGGAAUGAUACGGAACUUAGCAAGCUGUUGGGGUCGGUGACUAUUGCUAGUGGUGGAGUUCUUCCCAACAUUCACUCUAGUUUGCUGUCCAAGAAGAAUGGAAAGGGGAAGAUUGAACCUGGAUCUCAAUCUCAGGAAUUCUAAAUUUGGGGUUAAAUUAGUGGUUGAGUAGGAAGUCAGAUUUAACUAGGGGGUUCUGUGAAUUGGCUGAAUAUGUCAUUUUGUGCACCUGUUUUGGAUAUGGUUUGUAGCCAUUUAUGUGAAUGACAAGUUUGUUUUGCGCAAUAACGAUUUAGUCUUUGGGAUACUGUGUUAAUUGGCUAUCUGUUGUACAUGUUAUAAUUAGGCAGUAUGAGUCGUGAUUGAUCUGUGAAAGUUUGUUUAAUCUUGUCUUCUUAGUCACUUUGUUGCUUUAAAGAUCCUCUUUGAUUCAGUGUUUA